AUGGACUUCUCUGUCUGCGCUUCAGUAAUGAGAGCAAAUGCGACUGCAUACCGCUUCAGGGAGAGAGAAUUCAACAGCUCCUCGAAUUUGGAUGAUGCUUCUUUGUACUAUUUGCUGGAGGAAUGGGCUCUCCACCCAUCAGGCACAAACGUGAAGAUGUUUUUAAUCCCUCCAGUUGUCUGCCUUGUGGCAGGCAUCCUCAUCAACCCUGUCAUCCUUUUUGUGAUCUUCUCUAGGUUUAGGAUCCGUCAGGAAACAAGGUACCUGCUGCUGGGAAAUGCUCUGCUCUCUGAUCUGAUCUACCUGGUGUUCUACACCGUGUCAGCUGCUCUCAACACUGCACACGUACAUCUCCCGAAGGAAGCUUGUGUCCUCCUGUUAUUUUUGCUGGCCGUGGCUUACUGUGGAGGAUUGUUCACAGCUGCUGCAAUAGUCUUGGACACGUACAUAGCUAUUCUGUUUCCUUUGCGCUACAUCACUAUUUUGCCUCCUUCACGAACUAAGAAAAUUAUUGUGUUGCUAUGGAUGUGUUCUGGGGCUUUCCCUGGGAUUUUCUUCUUGGUGCUAUCGAGUACUCACAGCUUUGUGCCCUGUGUCCUGGAAACGUGCUCGGUUCCAGUGAUACUGAUAUUAACUCUGAAUGGUAUCGAUGCUGUGAAGCUCUGCUUCUGGCUUUCUACCACGGUUAUCUUUCUUUGCCUGUCUCUAAUGUUUUGUUGCUAUGCUAUUCUCUAUUUUAAAACCAAACAAUCAGGUAUAUGGGAGGGCAUCUGCUCCAGAGCCAGCGUAACGUUCUUAAUGCACAACACUGUAUUAUUUUUCUACUUCUUUCCACUCUUGGCCCUUUUUGUAGAAUCUUUCUUGUGCAUUAACAUUGUCGUCAGACUGCAGACAGGAAUCUGGGUCUCCCUGAUAGUCUGCAAUGUCCUGAUGAUUCUGCCUAAAGUUUUGUUUCCUUUUCUGUAUGGACUUCGAUACAGAGAGAUCUCAGCAUCUCUCAGAUCCAUUGUCAGGAGGAAGCACCUUCGCCAAGUGUCGCCUGCUCCAUCACCAUCCUGA
This is a messenger RNA of Mesitornis unicolor (brown roatelo), 1059 nucleotides long. It is a transcript of the gene GPR148, whose product is annotated as G protein-coupled receptor 148. Bases 1 to 1059 code for a protein of 352 amino acids. The transcript has a single exon. Gene Ontology annotation, cellular component: membrane. Gene Ontology annotation, biological process: G protein-coupled receptor signaling pathway. The record is from RefSeq and is a predicted model, not a curated record. Gene Ontology annotation, molecular function: G protein-coupled receptor activity. Lineage: Eukaryota; Metazoa; Chordata; Aves; Mesitornithiformes; Mesitornithidae.